Euleptes europaea (tarantolino) is the source of this 2091-nucleotide messenger RNA. RefSeq names its product kelch repeat and BTB domain containing 2 (gene KBTBD2). Gene Ontology annotation, molecular function: protein binding. Lineage: Eukaryota; Metazoa; Chordata; Lepidosauria; Squamata; Sphaerodactylidae. The transcript has 3 exons. The coding region runs from base 200 to 2071 and encodes 623 amino acids. The record is from RefSeq and is a predicted model, not a curated record.
UGGGUCAAAGUCUGAAGCAAUCUUGGUUCAGCAGUUUAGUCCAUCAUUGCUAAAUGUCUUAAAUAAAGCUUGUAAAGGCUUCAAACAUAUUUCCUCUAGUCUCUUCUCAGUUUUUCAAGAAAUGAUUGCUUGAUCUCUGUCCUGCCAAAUUAAAGUGGCUUCUCUAAUCUGAUCCUGGAAACAUUAAUGGAACAUAGUCAUGUCUACACAGGAAGAAAGGCAGAUCAAUACGGAAUAUGCUGUAUCUUUACUGGAGCAGUUAAAGCUGUUCUAUGAACAGCAAUUAUUAACUGACAUAGUUUUAAUUGUUGAGGGUACUGAAUUCCCAUGCCAUAAGAUGGUUCUUGCUACGUGUAGCUCUUACUUCAGGGCUAUGUUCAUGAGCGGGUUGAGUGAAAGCAAGCAAACCCAUAUCCAUCUGAGGAAUGUGGAUGCAGCCACUUUACAGAUCAUCAUAACUUAUGCUUACACGGGUAAUUUGGCAAUAAGUGACACAACAGUUGAACAGCUUUAUGAAACGGCCUGCUUCUUACAGGUAGAAGAUGUAUUACAACGGUGUCGAGAAUACUUAAUUAAAAAAAUUAAUGCAGAGAACUGUGUGCGGCUCUUGAGUUUUGCUGACCUUUUCAGCUGUGAAGAGUUAAAACAGAGUGCUAAGAGGAUGGUAGAACACAAGUUCACAGCUGUAUAUCAUCAGGAGGCUUUCAUGCAGCUCUCUCACGAUCUUUUGAUAGAUAUUUUGAGCAGUGACAAUUUAAAUGUGGAAAAGGAGGAAACAGUUCGUGAAGCUGCUAUGUUGUGGCUGGAGUAUAACACGGAAUCUAGAUCACAGUAUUUGUCGUCUGUUCUUAGCCAAAUAAGAAUUGACGCACUUUCUGAAGUUACACAGAGAGCUUGGUUUCAAGGCUUGCCACCAAAUGAUAAGUCAGUUGUGGUUCAAGGAUUGUAUAAAUCUAUGCCUAAGUUUUUUAAGCCAAGGCUCGGGAUGACUAAAGAGGAGAUGAUGAUUUUCAUUGAAGCUGCUGCUGAAAAUCCCGGUAACCUUUACUCUUCAGUAUGCUACAGCCCGCAGGCUGAAAAAGUUUACAAGCUCUGCAGCCCUCCUGCUGAUUUGCAUAAGGUUGGAACACUUGUAACUCCUGACAAUGACAUUUAUAUAGCAGGUGGGCAAAUUCCACUGAAAAACACAAAAACCAAUCACAGUAAAACAAGCAAACUUCAGGUUGCCUUCCGAACUGUGAAUUGCUUUUACUGGUUUGAUGCCCAGCAGAACACUUGGUUUCCAAAGAGUCCAAUGCUGUUUGUUCGCAUAAAGCCAUCUCUGGUUUGCUGUGAAGGCCACAUCUAUGCAAUUGGAGGAGACAAUGUCGGCGGAGAGCUAAACAGGAGAACUGUAGAAAGAUAUGAUACUGAGAGAGAUGAGUGGACCAUGGUAAGCCCAUUGCCCUGCUCAUGGCAAUGGAGUACGGCAGUUGCUGUUCACAACUGCAUUUAUGUAAUGGCGCACAAUUUGAUGUACUGUUACUUCCCUAGGUCAGAUGCUUGGGUUGAAAUGGCUAUGAGACAGACUAGUAGAUGCUUUGCUUCAGCUGCUGCUUUUGGAGACAAAAUAUUUUACAUUGGUGGCUUGCAUGUUGGCAGCAACUCCGGUAUAAGGCUCCCAACUAGCACUGUAGAUGGGUCUUCCGUAACCGUGGAAGUCUACGAUGUGAAUAAAAAUGAAUGGCGAACGGCAGCCAAUAUCCCUGCCAAGCGGUAUUCUGACCCCUGCGUCAGAGCGGUUGUCAUCUCCAACACUCUAUGUGUGUUCAUACGAGAAACCCACAUGAACGAGAGAGCCAAGUAUGCCACCUACCAGUACGAUAUGGACCUUGACCGGUGGUUCUUGCGGCAACAUAUUUCUGAGCGGGUGCUAUGGGACCUAGGGAAAGACUUUCGAUGCACUGUGGGAAAGCUCUAUCCAUCUUGCCUUGAAGAGUCCCCAUGGAAGCCUCCACCAUAUCUCUUUCCACCAGAUGGAGCAGAUGAAUUUGAGCUGCACGGAGAGAUGGUUACGCUACCGCCUGUCUAGCUCCCAAAACUCAGACUGCA